Candoia aspera is the source of this 1058-nucleotide messenger RNA. RefSeq names its product neurotrophin receptor-interacting factor homolog. The transcript has 2 exons. The record is from RefSeq and is a predicted model, not a curated record. Bases 6 to 1058 code for a protein of 350 amino acids. NCBI's taxonomy places the organism in Eukaryota, Metazoa, Chordata, Lepidosauria, Squamata, Candoiidae.
AGGAAAUGGCUUCUGAGCAGGGAUGUCCGGUGCCGCUGGGCCUCUUACAGGAGGUUCGAGUUCAACAGGGAGUGAAAACAGAGCAGCCAGAUUUCCUCCCGUUUGAAUCAGGGGCUGGGAAAGGCCCCCCCAUCUUGCUCACGGGCAGCCCUGAGGAAUUCUGGGAGAGAGCCAGGGUUGGCUAUCAGAAGGGGCUGCCACAGCCCUGGGAAGCUCAGCUGCAGACUUUCUUGAAGGCGAUGGAGUCUUCCCAGCAAAGUACACUGGCAUUGAAAGAGGAGGCCUUGUGUCCUCCAGAGGUGGCAUCAAGCAGUGGGAAGCAUCUAGCAAGCAGGAAGAUGAGCCGUCCGGGCCCCGGCAGAGAAGGCCAGCUGAUGGCUAACAGUGUCUCGGCGAAAGGCCAAGGAGAGUGUGGGAAGGUGAAGGAAGAGAUCCAGCCGACUGAAAGAGCAGCUUCAGGCACCGAUCUGGAGCGCCAACGUUUCCGGCAGUUUGGCUACCAGGAGGCCGAGGGGCCCCGCGAGGUGUGCAGCCGACUCUGGGCGCUCUGCCACCAGUGGCUGAAGCCGGAGAGACGCACCAAGGAGAAGAUCCUGGAACUGCUGACCCUGGAGCAGUUCCUGGCCGUCCUUCCGACAGAAAUGCAGAGCUGGGUCAGGCAAGGGAGGCCUGAGAGCUGCCUGCACGCGGUGGCCCUGGCAGAGGGUUUCCUGCGGAGGCAGCAAGCUGGAGAGGAGCAGGUGAGAUUCCCCAAAGGCUUUGCUGCUUCCCCUGAGCUGUGCGGAGUUCUCUCCAGCGAAUGGCAAAUGCCUCUCUUCGUGGAGAUCAAACCAGAGAAGGACAAGGAGUCACGCUUGCUAAGUAAGGAUCCUUUGGGGAAGAAUCCUCACCCUCCUGUUGGGGUUUUAGUGGAUCCCAAGCAGAAGCAGAGCCAGCGGCGGGAGGGUGACUGCUCAGAAACAUCUCUCCGAUUGCCCCGGGAUGACAAGGCUGGGGAGGUGAUCCAGCGGGCAGCAGUCAAGAUAAUAGAAAGCCAAAUCCUUUUUUGGCAUGGCUGA